GCUCCACUUUUCUUUUUCUCACCUUGAAGAACAAAGAACCUAUCAUCACAAGCAAAAACAGAAAAAAGAAAAACCCGAGUUGAGUUUCGUCGAAUCGGAAAUGGCGCAAGCAAUUCGAAACGCGAAAGUGCCUCCAAACUCAGUGAAUCUGGAAGAAGCGCGUCAACGAGUCUUCGAGUUCUUCAGAAGCGCUUGUAGAUCGUUACCUACCGUCAUGGAAGUUUACAACCUGUACGACGUUGCUACUAUCUCCCAGCUUCGUUCCACCAUCGCCGCCGAGAUCCGCAAAAACGACCACAUCACAAAUCCCAAGGUAAUUGAUUUGCUGCUUUUCAAGGGGUUGGAAGAGUUGAAGAAUGUUGUAAACCAUUCAAAGCAAAGGCACCAUAUAGUUGGUCAAUACGUGGUCGGCAGGCGUGGACUGGAGCAGCAGGAGUUGGCUGCAAAAGAGCAGGGCAUCUCUAAUUUCCUGAAGAAUUUCUACAACAGCAAUUACUCUUGAAGUUUUGAUAAUGGACAUGUUUUCUGUUUCCAAAAAUAAAGAAUUAUCUUAAUUGUUAUGUGCAUCAAUGCAAGAUGAAGUUAAUACUGUUUGUUUCAGAUCAAACUGUUACUUUCAUUAUUAUUCAUGGCUUAAUUUGAGAACAUGAUGUUUUGCUUAA
Molecule: messenger RNA, 662 nt
Organism: Vicia villosa (hairy vetch)
Lineage: Eukaryota; Viridiplantae; Streptophyta; Magnoliopsida; Fabales; Fabaceae
Product: NADH dehydrogenase [ubiquinone] 1 alpha subcomplex subunit 6
Exons: 2
Coding region: 101-502 (133 amino acids)
Biological process (GO): response to oxidative stress
Source: RefSeq, a predicted model, not a curated record